Molecule: messenger RNA, 1973 nt
Organism: Mercenaria mercenaria
Lineage: Eukaryota; Metazoa; Mollusca; Bivalvia; Venerida; Veneridae
Product: carotenoid-cleaving dioxygenase, mitochondrial-like
Exons: 2
Coding region: 1-1458 (485 amino acids)
Biological process (GO): retinal metabolic process; carotene catabolic process
Molecular function (GO): carotenoid dioxygenase activity; beta-carotene 15,15'-dioxygenase activity
Source: RefSeq, a predicted model, not a curated record
AUGUCGGAUUCUCCGAUCGUGUUUGAUAAACCUUUGCCACCAUGGUUACGAGGAAGUCUGAUAAGAAACGGAAUCGGGAGGUUCGAGAUGGGAAGCCGCCAUGUAACCACGGCCUUGGACGCAUACGCUAAACUAUCAAAAUGGACGUUUACCAACAACAGUCUAACACAAACUGCCCGUUUCUCAACCAAGUUUGUACAGUCUGACUCGUAUAAGAAGUCCGUCGCAGCUGGAGAUAUAAUGCCAUAUAUGAUGCUUGCCGCUACAGACCCUCCUUUCGCCCCCUGGCAAACAAUGGAGUCGAUGUUUUACGGAGCCGACAACAUGAACGUUAACGUCUUCAAUUACGGUGGAAGCGGAAAUAACAGUGAAGGUUACGUUAUUACCAGCGACUUUUGGAACUCUUACGGAAUAGAUCCUCAUACCUUGGGCACACUGAAACCAAUCAAGCCGCCGGUUCCCGGUGCACCUACAUAUGAUAAAAUGAUUGUCCUAGGCUGUUCACACUCGCUUCCAGAGCACGGUACCAGCAACCAUAUCACUUUCGUCUCUCUUGCAAGCGCCAUCCCAGGACUCAAAAGUAAAUACGUGUUUUACAGAGCAACUUCAGAUGAAGGAAGGGAAAAAAUUGCAGAGAUAGAAGUUGACAAAAUAUCGUACAUUCAUUCAUUCGCCUUGACGAAGAACUAUAUGAUACUUGUGGCGUCGCCGUUAUUCAUCGACCCCACGAGAAUUUUCCGUACAUUGUCACCAGAAGACGCAAUGGCAUGGGAACCAAACACAGGUGUACAAUUCCACACUGUGAACCUCAAAACCGGUUUUGUAGAUACAUUUGUAACAGAGAAUUUUUUCUUUUUGCAUCACAUAAAUUCAUUUGAAAACGAGUUUGGAGAGCUUGCCAUAGACUUAGUUACGUAUAAAAAUGGUAAUGCUAUGGCUAUAAUGGACCUGAAAAAUCUGAUAAAUGCGACUACCAGGUCAAUGUUUAAACCCCCAUUAAUUAAGAGAUACACAUUAAACAUGCAACGGAGGACCAUUAACAUAAAUACCUUUGAUAAUCUAACACCCAACCUUCCCUACGCCGCCACAUUGGACUUCCCAACAAUAAACGAAAAUUACAGAUUUGAAAAGUAUUGUUACGUCUACGGAGUAGUAUACGCUGUAAAUGGCUCGGACUUCUUAGACAUGGCGUUAGUGAAAAAGGACCUUUGCACCGGAAAAACGGACAAAGCUUGGUAUAAGAAAGGCAGCUAUUUUAACGAAGCAUUUUUCGUGCCACGCCCUGGGGGUAAGGAGGAGGAUGACGGAGUGCUGCUUGUAGAUAUUCUGGACACAGUAACAAAGGAAUCUGCUAUGGUUAUCUUUGAUGCAAAAACUUUGCAAAUCAGUAAUAGCGCCCUUUUGCCGACAAAUAACCCAUUCGGAACACACGGACGAUUUUUUCCUGAUAUUGUGUGAGAACUUGUUCCACGUUAGUUACGUAGUUUUUUUACAAACCAUCUUAUAACAACAAAAAAACAUCGUUGUUUCCAUUAACAUUACAGAAUUUCAUAAUCGUUUGCAGACGCUGAUAUAAUGUACCACAAAUUAUUCAAAGCAUAUUUUAACAAAAGCUUGUUGUUAACUACAUACAUAAAGCAAAUCAGAACGGUUGCAUAUUUUAACGAUAAAUUGUUCAACACAAACUACGGUAUUAUUCUUGUAACAAAAUGUAACUGUGACCGCGUUGUUCCUAUAAUUAAGCAUAGUUAUAGCUGCAGAUUGGUCCGAAAUUAUUCAGUAUUUCACCGUGUUUGCAGAUUUUCUUGUGACGUGUUUGCUGACGUUUAUAUAUAUAACAUUUAUCAACAUAAAUAUCUUUUUAAAAGCUUAAGAGAUGCUGAUCCGAUCAACUGACGUACUGUUUUCAUAGGCAUUCAAAUUACAUAUAGGGUACAUAACAUAAUCAUUUUGUGCAAUUUCAAUGUUUGUUC